Molecule: messenger RNA, 1086 nt
Organism: Camelina sativa (false flax)
Lineage: Eukaryota; Viridiplantae; Streptophyta; Magnoliopsida; Brassicales; Brassicaceae
Source: RefSeq, a predicted model, not a curated record
AGUUCAAAGAUUUUUGAUUCAAUGCACAACCAUUUCAACACCAAUUACAAGCUUGCCCCAGAAGAAUCCAUUCUCCGGAUUUCGUUGAUGGCAGGAGAUAAUCCUGGACCGUUACUUGCGCCUUUUCCGGUGAGUUUGUCGAGGACGCACGACAACUCUUCUUUCUGGGUGGAAACCUCCGUUAUCGUUCUAAUGAUAAAAAGAAUUAUAUCCGACCUUGAGGGUCUCCGGCUUACAAUCUUUGCCUCUAUGGAGAUUUUCUUGCUGCAACCAUCCUCCAUUGUGGAGAGAACUGUGUUUUCUAUUGAUGUAUUAUUAACUGAGUUUUACAACAAGAUGAAAAGAAAAAGAGGGGCUAAGCCUUUGUNUUCUCGAUUUGCUAUGCUUGGUCGAGAGCACAAGUCGCGGCUAGUGUCGACAUCUCUAAAUUCAAAGAUUUUUGAUUCAAUGCACAACCAUUUCAACACCAAUUACAAGCUUGCCCCAGAAGAAUCCAUUCUCCGGAUUUCGUUGAUGGCAGGAGAUAAUCCUGGACCGUUACUUGCGCCUUUUCCGGAAAGCAUAACGCUUAAGGGGACUAAGGGGUUUGUUUUGAGAGGUUCUUGGAUUGGCUUUGUGCAUCAGUUUCCAUAUAUAUCAAUAGCUCUUGCGUUUUCAUUUUCCCCUUCCCCCUUUAUGGAGAGAACCAUUUCAUGUCUCGGAUUGAUGACUCUUAAGUCGAGAGACUGCCUCUUUGUCCUAACCGUUAUACUGUCUUGUGUAGAGAAAGUAAUGUGUCUUGUGCCGACGAGACCUAUGGUUACGGAUUCCUUUUCAACGUCACGUUGUCAUAUGACAGUGACCACUCAUCAACCUCCCGAAUUGCUCGUGGAAGUGCUCGCGACUUACCCUGAAUUUACUUGUGGCAAGAUGCUUUUUAGCUCAUGUCUUCAAUUGUUCGUGGAUCUACAGUCGUUCUAUCAUAGUUAUAUUUAUGCUGCAUCUCUGAAUGCUUUCUCUUUGAUGUUUAUAACCUUGAGUUUUCUCGGAACUCCUAUCCAUCCUUGUAACCAAUGUUUUCCUUUUGAAUGAAUGAAGAAAGAACUG